This is a messenger RNA of Numida meleagris (helmeted guineafowl), 9202 nucleotides long. It is a transcript of the gene PXDN, whose product is annotated as peroxidasin. The transcript is spliced from 23 exons. Bases 136 to 4575 code for a protein of 1479 amino acids. The record is from RefSeq and is a predicted model, not a curated record. Lineage: Eukaryota; Metazoa; Chordata; Aves; Galliformes; Numididae. Gene Ontology annotation, biological process: response to oxidative stress. Gene Ontology annotation, molecular function: heme binding; peroxidase activity; protein binding.
CGUCCCCUCCUCCUCCUGCGCGGGGCAGGGGAGCGCCCCGCCACCGCCGAGCACAGCGGCAGCCGCGGCGCGGAGCUGCUGCCGGACCCCUUCCUCCUCCUCUUCCUCCUCUUCCUCCUCCCCCGGCCGCGCAGCAUGGCCCCCCCCGGGCUCUGCCUGCUGCUCUUGCUCCUGAGCAGCACGGGGCUCGCACCCCCCGCCUCCGCGCAGCCCCCGCCGCAGCGCGGGAGCGUGUGGUGCCCCAGCCGCUGCCUCUGCUUCCGCAGCACGGUGCGCUGCAUGCAUCUGAUGCUGGAGAGCGUGCCCGCCGUGUCGCCGCAGACCACCAUCCUAGAUCUAAGAUUUAAUAGGAUUAAAGAAAUCCAGCCUGGAGAAUUUAGACGGCUUAAAAAUUUGAACACAUUGCUUCUAAACAACAAUCAAAUUAAAAGAAUACCUAGUGGGGCAUUUGAAGACCUUGAAAAUCUGAAAUAUCUCUAUUUGUACAAGAAUGAAAUCCAGUCAAUUGACAGGCAAGCAUUUAAAGGACUUGCCUCUCUAGAACAACUGUAUCUGCACUUUAAUCAAAUAGAAACAUUGGAUCCUGAGUCCUUUACCCAUCUUCCAAAACUUGAAAGGCUAUUUUUACAUAACAACAGAAUAGCUCAUUUGAUUCCUGGAACAUUUAGUCACUUAGAAUCUAUGAAGAGACUGCGUUUGGAUUCAAACGCUCUUCACUGUGACUGUGAAAUCCUGUGGCUGGCAGAGCUGCUGAAGACAUACGUGGAGUCAGGCAAUGCCCAGGCUGCCGCUACCUGCGAGUACCCACGCAGGAUCCAGGGGCGGUCAGUGGCCACCAUAACACCAGAGGAACUGAACUGUGAGAGGCCAAGAAUUACAUCAGAGCCUCAGGAUGUGGACGUUACCUCAGGGAAUACAGUGUACUUCACUUGUAGAGCUGAAGGCAAUCCGAAACCAGAAAUUAUUUGGCUUCGAAACAAUAAUGAGCUCAUUAUGAAAGAAGAUUCUCGUCUAAACUUGUUAGAUGACGGCACAUUAAUGAUUCAAAAUACUCAAGAAACUGACCAGGGCAUUUACCAGUGCAUGGCAAAAAACGUAGCUGGAGAAGUGAAAACUCAGGAAGUUACUCUCAGAUAUUUUGGGUCACCAGCCAGGCCAAGUUUUGUGAUUCACCCGCAGAACACAGAGGUUUUAGUUGGAGAAAGUGUCACUUUGGAGUGCAGUGCAACUGGGCACCCUCAGCCACAAAUUACAUGGACCAAAGGUGACAGAACACCUUUACCCAGUGACCCUCGCAUCACAAUAACUCCAUCAGGAGGACUUUACAUACAAAAUGUCAAGCAGGAAGACAGUGGCGAGUACACCUGUUUUGCAACUAACAGUGUAGGUAACAUCCAUGCGACUGCAUAUAUCAUAGUCCAAGCUCUGCCUCAAUUUACUGUCACUCCUCAAGACAAAACAGUGAUUGAAGGGCAAACAGUUGACUUCCCUUGUGAAGCACAGGGCUAUCCGCAGCCUGUUAUUGCUUGGACUAAAGGAGGAGGCCAGUUGUCUGUUGACAGAAGACAUUUAGUCCUAUCUUCUGGUACCCUGAGGAUUUCCAGGGUUGCCCUGCAUGACCAGGGACAGUAUGAAUGCCAAGCUGUCAAUAUCAUUGGAUCUCAAAGGAUUGUUGUAUACCUGACUGUACAGCCUAGAGUGACUCCUGUAUUUGCCAGUGUUCCUAGUGACAUGACAGUAGAAGUUGGCACAAACGUGCAGAUCCCAUGCAGCGCUCAAGGAGAGCCAGAGCCAGUAAUUACAUGGAAUAAGGAUGGAGUACAGGUAACUGAGAGUGGAAAAUUUCAUGUUAGUCCGGAGGGAUAUCUUACCAUUCGUGAUGUUGGAACUGCUGAUGAAGGUCGAUAUGAAUGUGUUGCCCGGAAUACCAUAGGAUACUCCUCUGUUAGUAUGGUACUUAGUGUUAACGUCCCUAAUGUCAGCCGAAAUGGAGAUCCUUUUGUACAAACAUCAAUUGUGGAAGCAAUUGCAACUGUUGACAGAGCAAUAAAUUCAACGCGUACACAUCUGUUUGACAGUCGUCCUCGAUCUCCAAAUGAUUUGCUAGCCUUAUUUCGAUAUCCAAGGGAUCCAUACACUGUUGAGCAAGCAAGAGCUGGGGAAAUAUUUGAAAGAACAUUACAGCUUAUUCAAGAUCAUGUACAGGAUGGUCUAAUGGUUGACCUGAAUGGAACAAGUUAUCACUAUAAUGACCUUGUAUCCCCACAGUACUUGAAUCUGAUAGCUAAUCUCUCAGGCUGUACAGCCCAUCGGCGAGUGAACAAUUGCUCAGAUAUGUGCUUUCACCAGAAGUACAGGACACAUGAUGGAACGUGCAACAAUCUGCAGCAUCCCAUGUGGGGUGCUUCUCUGACAGCCUUUGAACGUCUGUUAAAGUCAGUCUAUGAAAAUGGAUUUAAUUUGCCUCGGGGAAUUGAACCCAAGAGACUCUCUAAUGGAUUUGCACUCCCAAUGCCUCGCUUGGUUUCAACUACUCUGAUUGGAACUGAAACGAUAACCCCAGAUGAGCAAUACACUCACAUGCUCAUGCAGUGGGGUCAGUUUCUCGACCAUGACCUUGAUCUCACCGUUGCUGCCUUAAGUGAGGCGAGAUUUUCAGAUGGUCAGCAUUGCAGUUCAGUUUGCACGAAUGAUCCUCCAUGCUUUUCAAUCAUGAUACCACCAAACGAUCCCAGAGUCAGAAACGGUGCACGCUGCAUGUUUUUUGUACGCUCCAGCCCAGUUUGUGGAAGUGGCAUGACAUCUCUCCUGAUGAAUUCUGUGUACCCACGAGAACAGAUUAACCAGCUGACUUCAUAUAUUGAUGCAUCCAAUGUGUAUGGCAGUUCCGAUCAUGAAGCACUGGAAAUCAGAGACUUGGCAAGUCAAAGGGGUCUUCUGAGACAGGGCAUUGUACAAAGAUCUGGCAAGCCCCUUCUUCCAUUCGCUACUGGCCCACCAACAGAAUGUAUGAGGGAUGAAAAUGAGAGCCCCAUUCCCUGCUUUUUAGCUGGUGAUCAGCGUUCUAAUGAACAGCUGGGUCUUACCAGUAUCCACACACUGUGGUUUAGAGAACACAACAGAAUUGCCACAGAGCUACUGAAACUCAAUCCACACUGGGAUGGUGACACAAUAUAUCAUGAAACACGCAAAAUUGUUGGUGCAGAAAUGCAACACAUAACAUUUAGCCACUGGCUACCUAAGAUCUUUGGAGAGGUAGGCAUGAAGAUGCUUGGCGAAUAUAAAGGUUAUGAUCCCAGUGUUAAUUCUGGCAUAACUAAUGAGUUUGCAACUGCCGCUUUUAGGUUUGGUCACACACUUAUUAAUCCUUUUCUGUAUCGACUGGAUGAAAACUUUGAACCUAUUCCACAAGGCCAUCUACCUCUUCAUAAGGCAUUCUUCUCUCCAUUUCGGAUUGUAAAUGAAGGAGGCAUUGAUCCACUUCUAAGGGGAUUGUUUGGUGUUGCUGGUAAGAUGCGUGUCCCAUCACAAUUACUCAAUACAGAGUUAACAGAAAGACUCUUCUCCAUGGCACGUACUGUGGCUUUAGAUCUGGCAGCUAUGAAUAUUCAGAGAGGCAGAGAUCAUGGAAUUCCUCCCUACCAUGAUUUUAGAGUUUACUGUAAUCUUUCUUCAGCUCAGACUUUUGAAGAUCUGAAAAAUGAAAUUAAGAAUCCUGAAAUCAGGGAAAAACUUAGCAGGUUGUAUGGCUCCCCCCUGAACAUAGACCUAUUUCCUGCUUUAAUGGUAGAAGAUUUAGUUCCAGGAAGCCGACUGGGACCAACUUUGAUGUGUCUGCUAAGCACCCAGUUUAGGCGUAUUAGGGAUGGAGACAGGUUAUGGUAUGAGAACCCAGGUGUGUUCACACCUGCUCAGCUCACUCAGAUCAAGCAGACAUCUCUUGCCAGAGUUCUGUGUGACAAUGGUGACAACAUAACCAGGGUACAACAUGAUGUCUUUAAGGUGGCUGAAUUCCCUUAUGGAUAUAGUAGCUGUGAAGAUAUUCCUAAACUGGAUCUCAGGAUGUGGCAAGAUUGCUGUGAAGACUGUAGAACUAGAGGACAGUUUAAUGCAUUUUCAUAUCACUUUCGGGGAAGACGUUCUCUUGAUUACAGCUUUCAGGAGGACAAGCCUUUGAAGAAAAUGAAGAUGUCCAAAACAGCAAGUUCCGUGAAACAGAGUAAAUAUUUUCGUAAUGCCACCUCAGCAUCUGAUGAAAAUGCAAACAUGCCCAUAGUGAAUGACUUCAAAGAAUUUGUUUUGGAAAUGCAGAAAACUAUUUCAAGCCUGAGAAGCCAGAUAAAAAAACUUGAAUCACGCCUCAGUAAAACUGAUUGCACUGACGAAAAGGGUAAAUCAUAUUCCAGCAAUGAAACCUGGAAAAAGGACCCAUGUACUGUGUGUGAAUGCAAAAUUGGUCAGAUUACCUGUUUUGUGGAGUCAUGCCCACCAGUUGACUGUGAAGCCCCUGUGAAGGCUAAAGGAGAUUGCUGUCCAGUCUGCGUCAAAGAAAGUAUUAAUAAAAAGAAGCCAUAAAUCUUCUUUUAUAGAUUUUAGGGUGCAUACUCUUCAAAUCAUAUCAAUGCCUGCUGAUGGCAAAAACAGGUAACUACAGGCUUAAAACAGCAAGAAAUCAAGACUUACAACAUUCUAAUGGUGCUCUAACAGUAUAACAUAAUGUAUCGUCGUAUUUUCUGCCCAUGAAGGUAAUCACAAUGCAAAAUUAAUGAAAGGGAAACUAGCAAACAGGUCAGACUUAAUUGUGUGUUAAACUUCUCAGGUUAGUCAAAUUCAAACUGGUGCUACUUUAAAAAGAACACUGUCAGGCAGUUUAGGUAUCCAAAAUGACUGGGCUUCAGACUUACUCCAGAAUGAGCACUUUUCUUUCCCAUCUGUGGUUAGCAGUGUUGACAGUUUACUCUCCAUUUUCAGUCCCUGUCUGACUUGAAAUUUAGCUCUUUGUUAUUACUUCGUAAAUGAUGGGAAAACAAAAGGUCACUCACUGUACCCAUCAGUGCUCUAGAGGAUCCAUUUCUGCAUCACAUGUAUGCAUGCUAUUGAGUCACUUCUGUGCAUGGACUACCAAUGAAGUAAAGAAAACCAGAGUGCACCUUUCAACAUCCUCUUGUUAAUUCAAGGAGCAAAAUUAAUUGGUAUUUGCAAACUAAAAAGGCUAAAAUUAGUCGAGAAAUAUGAGGGAAAUGUGGAUAAAUGUAAUUGGAAGAUAGAAAAAGCAACUGAAUGUAUAUUACAGGUGUAAUUGACAGUGUUCCUCAUUUUAGCAAAGCAUACAUGACACAGUAGCAUUUGAUCUUAACAUGAACAUAAUCACUUUUUGUCGAAACAUAUGUAAUUGCUUGGCAACUUUUUUUUUUGUUUCAUUUAUUUUAAAUCAUUGUAACAUGACCAUCCAGUCCAGUUUUUAAGCAUGCUUCUCUUGAUCUUGGAUCAGUUCACCAAAACACAUGGCCCCAUUUUAAGAAUGUGAAACCAUGUCACAUGCCAUUUUGUAUACGAGGAUACCUACUGACUCACUGCACAUAUUGUCAAUAGACAUAUGUUCCUGAUUAUAUUGUGGCACUGUUUGUUGAAAAAAAGAACCAUCAAAAUCAAGCAUCAUGAUUAAUUGUGGAUUGACUACUUUUUCUGACACGGUAUUUGAUUUUUUUAGUUUUUUUUUUCUUUUUCCAAUUUCAUCUAAUGCAUAUAUAUUUUUACCUCAGUAUUUUUAUUAUUCAUGUUAAAAUGGUCUGCCAAUGGACUUUAUUUCCCAUUUAAUAAAUGUUUAACAUUAUAGAGUAUAUGUCUACACUAGCAUUUCAAAGUCGUAUACUUUUUAGAAUACAAACUGCAUAUUUUUGACCAGGAGUUAUAUAUUAUAUUCAGUGAAGGACAACUAUCAUACCUCAUUUUACAGGUUUUUUUGUUUGUUUGUUUGUUUAUUCACAAUUGAUUAUCUCCCUAACUGAUUAAUAUUUUAGAAUGGAAUUAUUCUUUUGCUAUGCAUUUCACUGACUUAUGAAUUUGUUGCUCAAAUUCAGAGAGCAGACUUUUGGGAAUCAAAAAAACUGCACAAAAUUAAACAUUCUCAUCGUAACGUUUCAGAUUAUGCAAACAAACUGAAUUGUUAAUUACUGCAUGGUAAAUCAAAUACCUGUGUAAUAAGUAACCUAACACAGCAAUAUGAGUUCCACUAUAAUAUUUUGGCACAUAAUUUCUCUGAUUACUAGCAUUAAUAAUUUCUAGUAUGAUAAUCAGAUACCAUAACGCACUCUCAAACUUUGGUGUAGCUUUGAAGCUUGCUACAGAAACUCAUUUGAAACUAUAAGUAAGAGCAAUAUGUACAUGAGUGGUGUGUUAAAGAUGCGUGGUAGAGGGUACACAUGGAACUGCAAUUUAUAUUUUUGAGAAUAUUUUAAUUGAUUUUAUAUACGGUAUUUUGAUUUACGUAAUUUUCUAUUUUAAUACUUAUAGAAAUUGUGUGUGGCAAGCAUGUUUGAGUAUCAUAUGGUUUCUAGAGGCUGUCAUUCUUGUAUUUCUUUGAUACUCUGGUAUUUUGUUGGAAGUCCAAACCACGUGUCUCAUCUUCUAAGUUCAACUUGGAUGGAACUCCCAUUGACCUAUAGCAGGAAUUCCUCAAAGAGGAAGGAUUGCAGAGCUGACCCAAAUAUAAUUUAACUGUCUAAACAGUUGUACAAAUCGGUAAUACAUUCAGCUGGUUACUAGUUACUUUCUUUUAUUCCAGUUUUAUAUUAAAUAAACUUUCUCUAAGUUUCUGCUUAUAGGAAAAGAGAGUUUCCAUUUAUACAAUAUAAAAUAGUACCAUAUAUCUGAUUGUUUGUUUUCUCCAGCUUCCAGAAUAAAGAGGGAGGUUUUCUUCAUUGUUCACUGUUUAUUCAUAUGCUAUAUAAAAUGGAUUUAGGAGUCUGGAUAUGCUUAAGUGUAAUAUUGAGUUAUUUUCCAAUAUCCAUUUAAUGAUAAACUAUUCAGGAAAAACAGGUCUUUAUCCACAGUUUAAAGUGUAAUCAGUCAUGAAUUGUAGUAAUUAAGUUUUAUUGCAGUUUCUGCAGAAUCAGCAUUGAUUUUAACGUUUCUGAAACAAUGGCCAACGCCUAGAUGACCAUUUCCUCAGUAUCCACUGUGAGAAUAUUGCUGUAAUAUGUUGCAAAUUUUACGUAUUUAUUUUCUUUUUUAAUGUUACCUAAACAAAGUCUUUGUUGUUUUUAUUUUAAUCAGUAAAUUUACCAAAGAACUGUUUGCACUGUAUAAUGAAUGCUUUUCAGUUAAAAUAAAAUGGGCCACAUUUCCAAGUCACCUCCCUGGUGGUAAUUCAGUGAAAGUAAUGACUGAAUGGGAUUAGGAUGCUGAGAGGGUAAGGAAAGUCACAAACCACAUAUGCUUGGUGCAGCUCUGAAAGGAGCCUCCUAUUCUCAUCUUGUGCAAGAGAUUCUCCUAUUCUCAUCUUGUUACUCCAUCACAGGAUGCAAGUUACUGCUGAAAUCAGGAACAGUUACUCUCAUACUUUGGUGAGGUAUUAGGAUCUCUGGGGUGCUGGGUUGGUUCCUUUGUCAGAGAUUCAUCUGUGUCUUCAGGACAUCAUAUAGUAAAAAGAUUUUAUGACACAGUAUCAUUGCAGUUAAUAUAGUAGCCUCACAGUGAAAUGGGAGAACUUAAAGAUGGAGUCCCAGAUGUACAGUUAAGAGUUCUUCUGGACUGCCAUGGAGCUGCAUCAGGGAAGGGUCAGGUUGGGUAUUAGGAAAAUGUUCUUCACCAGAGUGGUGGGCAUGGAACAGGCUCCCCAGGUCGUGGCCCCAGGCUGCUGGAGUUCAAAGAGUGUUUAGACAACACUCUCAGUCAUAGAGUUUGAAUUUUGGGUGGUCCUGUGUGGAGCCAGGAGCUGGACUCAGUCCUUGUGGGCCCAUUCCAACUCAGGAUGUUCUAUGAUUCUAUGACUACGCGUCAGUAUAGUUUGAGUAUUACAUAAGGCAAAUCUAGAAAAACAGAACUGCAGUCAAUUCAUCUGCGCAUUUUCCAGAAUGCUGCUCUUCCAGAAAGUUGGCAAGUAAUAUUCAGUUGCUAUCCUAGAAAUAAAAUUAGGGCAAUCAGAUUAUUUUUUUCUCCAUUUUUCUAAUACCUUACAUGGGUAAUGCAUACUUCUUUUAACAGAAAUAGUCAGUUUCUAAGCAUAACAGUUCUCAAAUAUAGAAAUUCCAACAACUCUUUUGUGGCUAUGUCAUCUGGGAUUUUAAAAUACAGUUUUGUCUAGAUAAGGCAAAUUCCAGGGUUCAACAGUUAAUUGCCAAAAUAUUUGUUAAUAAUUGUAAAAAAAAAUAAAAAUAAAAAAUAAAAAAACAAAGAAACAGAAACUAAGUUAGUUAUAAUAAAAUUCUUGGUCUACUGCUGAUAUAUUUUGAGAAAGAUUCAGAUAUACUUGCCAUACUCUACGUAAAUCCAUGUUAUUCCUUUUAGUUGAUUACAGCUAAGAAUCAUUUGGCCAUAGUAUGAUUAAAGUUGUCUUUGCAGAGAAUGACCUCCCAUACUCUGUAACUUAGUUUUGUAAAAUAAUAUUUUGCUGCCAUAGUGCAUGACAUUAUAUGAUCUAAAAUCCUUUUCCUUGUAUUUUCUUUUUAAUCCCGUACAAGUUUCAUAUUUUUUUCCUGUAGCAUUUGCCAAAUCACUAAUCUUCACUGAGAGAGUUUAUACGUGUUGGGACUGUUUGACAGCUUUGUGUUGGAAAUUAAAAUCAGGUAUCGAAAACUGAUAUGCUUGAGUAGUUGUAUCUAAGCAUAUUCAUUAUUCUGUUGUACUCUUCUGGAAACUGAUUGAAUAUGAUACACAUACAGGAUAAUACAAUUAUAAAAUCACCAUCAAGAGGAAAGACAUUACUGCCUUUUGAUGGUUUAUCACACCUACCAUAUGGGGUUCAGCUGUAUGCAUGUUUCUGAAUUCGCUACUGUGAUUUUUAUUAUGUACAAGAAAAAAAUGAGAUUUGAUAUGUGACAAAAAGCUUGUUAGAUGGAAUAUGUAUGUCAACAACAGAUAGCAGUAUGACCAUGUACACAUAUCUCUGAACACAGUUUGUAUUAGACUCCCAGUGGAAACAAACUUAAUGCUUAGUAUGAGGAAUGGAAACAAAAAGUUAAUAAAGUUUUAUAAAUUACUA